AUGACUGUCCUUGAUUUAAAUGAAUGGUUCUUUGCAUUUAUUCAUAUUUCAUUCAUUUAUACAUUUAUUACCCUGUUACAUCUCGUUGUUCCUGCUCAUUACGUUCGAGGUUAUGUUCAAGAUGGUCCAUUAUACUAUCGUCUUAAUGGUUUAAGAGUUUUUCUUAUUGUUAGUCUUUCAUUUAUUCUUUGUAUUGGAUACUUCGAAUUUAUUGAUAUACAAUAUUUGAUAGAACUUCGAUUAAAACAUGCUAUUUGUGCUUGUCUAAUAGGUUUAAUAUUUACAUUUGUUCUUGUAAUUCCGCAUAAACCAAAAUCAUCAUCAUUUUUACUUGAUAUUUAUCUUGGUCGGUUAAAAAAUCCUCAAUGGUUUGGUAAUCAUGUCGAUGGUAAAAUCUUACUUUAUCUUAUCGGAGGUAUUGGAUUAGAACUUAAUUUAAUUCUCUUUUAUUUUGAACAUGCACAAGAAAAUAAAUCCAUGACAAAUAUAAGUACAUAUAUUAUUUUAUUUAGUUUUUUUACAACAGAAUAUUUUUAUCAUGAACAUGUUCAUUUGUAUACAUUUGAUUUUAUAAUUGAAUAUGUUGGUUUUAAAUUAGUUUGGGGUUGUCUUGUUUUUUAUCCAUUUUUCUAUCCAAUUGCUAUUUGGUGUAAGAUUAAUUCAACAUCAUUAUCAUUUAUUCGACAAUUGUUAAGUAUUUGCGUAUUUUUUCUUGGAUGGAUUUUAUCACGUGGUGCAAAUAAUCAAAAACAUUUAUUUCGUACAAAACCAAAUGAAAAAUUUCUAAAUAUUUUUCAACCAAUAUCAGUGAAUGGACGGUUACUUUGUUCAGGUUGGUGGUCACUUUCACGACAUAUUAAUUAUUUAGGUGAUACAUUAAUGGCUAUUGGUCUUAGUAUAGCAAUUAAUGGUGGAAUAUAUCCAUGGUUAUAUCCAUUGUAUUAUAUUGGAUUAUUUAUUGCUCGAGAAAGAACUGAUUAUGACAGAUGUAGAGAAAAAUAUGGUCGUGAUUGGGAUGAAUAUUGUCAGCGUGUUCCUUAUAGAAUUAUUCCAUUUUUAUAUUAA
This is a messenger RNA of Adineta steineri, 1065 nucleotides long. The record is from the annotation of a GenBank genome assembly. NCBI's taxonomy places the organism in Eukaryota, Metazoa, Rotifera, Eurotatoria, Adinetida, Adinetidae.